Molecule: messenger RNA, 1661 nt
Organism: Aphanomyces invadans
Lineage: Eukaryota; Oomycota; Saprolegniomycetes; Saprolegniales; Verrucalvaceae
Product: CAMKK protein kinase
Exons: 5
Coding region: 40-1542 (500 amino acids)
Biological process (GO): intracellular signal transduction; protein phosphorylation
Cellular component (GO): cytoplasm
Molecular function (GO): protein serine/threonine kinase activity; ATP binding
Source: RefSeq, a predicted model, not a curated record
ACACUGACGACGUGAAUUUACGACUUUGCGACAGAGACGAUGGCGACGGCAGACGAGACGGAAGUGAAGCAGACAGACGUCGCGCAGGUCGAAGAGAAUGAUGAUGGAGUGCCGAGCCAAGUAAACGAGUACAAAAUCGGGGAAUUCUUGGGCGAAGGCGCGUACUCCAAGGUGUACUUGUGCUACAAGACUGUUAACUUCCUCCGCACCAACUACGCGCUAAAGAUCCUAAACAAGUCGUUCUUGAAACGCAAGCGCGAGAUCAAGAUGGUGAACGGUCGUCCGGUUCACUCGAACGCAUUCAACAAGGUCGAAAAGGAAGUCGCGAUCAUGAAGAAGUUGAAUCACCCGAACUUGACCAAACUACACGAAGUCAUCGACGACGCUGAGCACGACAAGAUGUACCUCGUGCUGGAGCUCGUCAAGGGCGGGCAAGUCAUGGACUGGGACCAGCAAGCGAUGCUGUACAACUACAUGGGCGCGGAAGAACCCGCCCCUGCGAGUAUCGUGCAGACGUGCAUGCUCGACAUCGCGCUAGCGCUGGAAUAUUUGCACGCAAACCAAAUAUGCCACCGUGACAUCAAGCCUGAAAACGUACUGCGAUCAAACGAUAGUGUCCACUACAAGCUCAGCGACUUUGGCGUCGCGCACAUGUUUUCUGAAGAUGACCCCUCGUCCAACCAACUCAAAAAUACCGAAGGCACGUACCAUUACCUGGCGCCGGAAUGCACAGUCGGGAAAGCCUUUGACCCAUUCAAGGUCGACGUGUGGGCGCUCGGGGUCACGAUGUACGCGAUGCUGUUUCGGCGCCUUCCGUUUGCGCACUCGCCAGAGUCCAUGUCGGGCGGCGCGCUGGCAAUCAUGGAAUGCAUCCGCGAAGAUGCCCUCGACUUCCCGACACCGGAUGUCGACGACGACUGCGUCGAUAUCCUUCGCCGCCUCAUGGACAAGAACCCUGACACACGGAUAACGUUGGCCGAGCUCAAGGACCACCCAUGGCUACACCACGCCAAGCAAGCCCUGCUAGACCAGGAUGAAGAAAAUGCUGCCCUCGCCAUGCGCGUGUCGGUGGUGUCCAUCUCCGAUUCGGAUAUCAACCUGGCAUUCACACCCGUCAAUAACCUCCUGCUUAUGGUGAAAAUCAAAAUGAAGUUUGGAGCCAAGCUGCGUGAAAUUCGCAGUAGCAUCACCGACCGCAAAAACUCGAGCUCGGAAGACACCGUUGCCCAGCAAGAUGUGCCAGCAGCUAGCCCGGUGGCCUCUUUGCCAACCAGCUCCCCGGUGCAACUUUCCAUGGCUGACAUAUCGUUGGACACGCCAAGUGUCCCCGUGGCUGCUCCGUCUGUGCCACCGCCAUUGAAGCUAUCAGAGCCAGAAGAAGCGCAGGAUGUCGUGCAUCAAGUCAUUGGUCGACCGCCUUCGAACGAGGCGAUUGCGCGCAGCCCGGCCAAGCGAGGUCGCAGUUUGAGCGACAAGUUUUUCCAGCGGCAGAGUUCAAAAAGCGUCGAUGGCAAGAAGCAAAAGGAUUGUCAGAUCAUGUAGUGUGUGCUCGAACGAAAAAGGUUGUGUACAAUCGAUGCACGUGGGCAUCCACUUUACAGCGUCAAGCCCUCACUGGUCCCCCGAUUUAAACGGAGCACCGUUGCCUGUUUCGUGAAAGG